GUUUUUGCGUUUUUGCUGCGGUGACUCGAGUGAAUCAUGGCUUUUUCUACAACCUCCAAUGAGCAAGAUCGCCAGCAACGAUUGGGCCAAUUGCUGGCAAUUGUCCAAAAGCGAUCUGCGGCGCAAAAGGGUUCAAGUGGAGCUGAAGAACCACCGAACAAAGAAGCCAAAAGGUCGCAUGCUGUCAAAUCGCAUGUUCACCGUCAUCAGCAACCAACGUCUGCUCUUCCCGAUUACCAUUUCCAGAGUGACAAAAUGCUACCAAUGCUGAAUCUUGAACUGAGACCGGAAAUCGAAGUACGGCCUUACCAGAACGAAGCCGUGGAUGCUGUCAUCAAGAAAUCAGACAAGUCUGGGGAAUCGGUGGCUCGCUCUGGCAUCAUCGUUCUGCCUUGCGGUGCGGGUAAAACCUUGACCUCGAUCGUGAUAGCUUGUGCUAUUCAAAAGCCCAUUCUUGUUGUUUGUUCUACGAUUAUUGCCGCCGAACAGUUUUCCAAGGAAUUCUUGAAAUUCACGACAUUGAUGGCUUCGAAAACAGGCAUGUUUGCUGGUGCUAAAAAGUGGCCUUAUAAUGGCCCUGCUGGUGUCCUUUUCACCACUUAUACCAUGCUGGUCGAAAAUAAGAAUCGAACAGCCGACAGUAAACGUAUGAGCCAGUUUAUCGACAAAACCGAGUGGGGAAUGAUCAUUCUGGACGAAGUGCAUUGCGUACCUGCCAUGAACUUUAGCAAGGCUAUCACCAAGAUCAAGGCUCAGGUUCGAAUCGGGUUGACGGCUACCAUGCUUCGAGAAGAUGAAAAGAUUGGCGACUUGGAGACGCUUGUGGGACCUAUCGUAUACCAUGCCAAGUGGAAGGAGUUGGCGGAUCGAGGCUACAUCGCCAAAGUCAUUUGUACACAAGUGGAAGUAGAUAUGCCGUCCAUCGUUCGAAAGGAAUACGAUAGCGUGCAAGGUCAAGGUGGCAGCGUCUUGGGACAUACGCAUCACUUAAAGAGUUUGUUAGCCAUUCUCAAUCCUAUCAAGAUGCAGAUCUGCCAGCGAUUAAUCCAUUAUCAUGAAGCCAAGGGUGAUAAGGUAUUAGUUUACUGUGAUCAUAUUGAUGCCUUGAAACAAUACGCAGAAAAAAUUGGUCGACCUUACAUCUACGGUGGCACGCCGACCGACGAGGCCCGUCAGUUAUUGCAACGAUUCCAGAUCGAUGUGCCAACUGAGACAGCAGGUUCAUGGUCGGAAAUGGCGGCGCGACGGGUGCAAAGAGCCAAGCAGAUCAGUACGCUUUUCCUUUCUCGUAUCGGUGAUACCAGUUUGGAUCUUCCCGCUGCCACGGUCCUCAUCCAAGUUUCUUCGCAUUUCGGUUCUCGACGUCAAGAAGCCCAACGUUUAGGCCGUAUUUUGCGUGCCAAGAAACGAUCCGAAAAGGGUUUUUACUCACGAUUUUACACGUUGGUGACCGACCAUACGCAUGAAGUGAGCUUUUCGGAACGCAGACGACAGUUUUUGGAGGAAGACUGCGGCUAUGGAUACCAAAUAUGGAAAGUGGGAGACGAAGAUCCCGAUACCGGAGGUUGGAAGGUCACCGAUUUCAAGGAUUCCACCGCUCCCGCCGACGACGAAGUGCAAACGGAACCUGUCACUUGUGCAAUCCAAGGAGCCGGCGAACGUCCAUUUGUUACAACAUCUCAACAGGAGCAGCUUAUUCGUUCUCUACGAGAACUCAAGAAUAUCCAGGUGGAAGAUGACGAUCUUGAUGGCAUGGCCAACACAGCGUCGAACGGACCACCUGCGGCGGUAGGCGCUAAGCGUAAAAGAAAUACAACCACAACCUAGAUUAGAAAAAAAAAAUAUCAGUCACUCAUGACACUUUUCAUUGCAACUCUCAUUCAUUCAAAUCUUUAUUGUAUAUUCCAUGGCAUUUUCAGCAAAAUAGUAGACAACUAGGCUAGGUUAGUGACAAGUCAAUUUUAAAGCAAUAAAAUGGCGGCUUUAUCGGUAACC
Radiomyces spectabilis is the source of this 1995-nucleotide messenger RNA. Its product is annotated as P-loop containing nucleoside triphosphate hydrolase protein. Gene Ontology annotation, molecular function: ATP binding; hydrolase activity; DNA binding. Gene Ontology annotation, biological process: nucleotide-excision repair; transcription initiation at RNA polymerase II promoter. NCBI's taxonomy places the organism in Eukaryota, Fungi, Mucoromycota, Mucoromycetes, Mucorales, Radiomycetaceae. The transcript has a single exon. Gene Ontology annotation, cellular component: transcription preinitiation complex; nucleotide-excision repair factor 3 complex; transcription factor TFIIH holo complex. The record is from RefSeq and is a predicted model, not a curated record. The coding region runs from base 37 to 1827 and encodes 596 amino acids.